AUGUUGACGUCAUUCUGGAUGAAAGCCAAAGCAAGAAAGCUACAGACUCCAUAUGGAUGUUGGCUAUUACUCGUUUAUCAACAUUAUAAUUUGAUCAUGAAUGUUAAUAAUUAUCAUAAUGAUAAUGAUGAUGAUGAUUCGAUUGAUAUCAAGGAUGAUGAUAGUGAAUCAUCGCGUAAAAAUUUCAAUCGUCUCAGUGUAUUUUGUAAAUUUGUUAAACGACGAAAGGAUGAUGGAAAAAUACAAUCAUCAUGUAAUCAUCAUCAUCAAUUGGCCAACUCAUUACCAAAUGGAUCAAUUAAUGAAAAUAAAAUUUCAAUGGAUAAUCAUCAUCAAUUCAUUGAAAUGGAAAAAUAUGAUGAGGAACAGAAUAAGACAAUAUCGAAAUAUCGUUUUAGUGUUCCAAAAAAGGAUUAUGCGAUACUACGUCAAUCUCGGGAACAUCAGCUGGAGAUUGUUGCUGCAUUUGAUAGACAUAUGGAUCCUUAUAAGCAAUAUAUGCAAUCAUUGUUAUGCUAUGAUUUAGCACCAGUUCAUGGAUCAACUGUGCUAAUUGAUGGUGAUCUACCGAUGCGCAAAUCAUUGCUAGCUCUUUAUCAAUCGGGACAUGAUGCAGCUAUGGUAAUCAAUUCAACUGUACAUCAUCCGAUAGGUAUGAUAACUGUUACCGAUUGUCUUCGUGCAAUCAUCUUAACACUCAAUAUCGAUUCUGAAAUAAGUGAUCGUCCGGUUUGCGAUUUCAUCAGAAUAUAUGGCAAGAAAAAAUUUAUCACUGCAACUGUUAAUAUGUCUGUUUGGGAUGCAGCUAGAUUGUUUUGCCUCAAUCAUGUUCAUCGUAUACCCAUAUUUCAAACAGAAGAAAAUGAUCUAUUCACUGAUAUUCUCUAUAUGUUAUCAUUACGACGAAUUUUCGAUGAAACAAUUAUCAAAUUGAUAGAGCCAAGUUUUUCAUUAGCACCACAUUUAAAGCAUCGAACAUUACUCGAUUCCGGUAUUGGUACAUGGACGAAUAUUGUUACGAUUACAACUAGCGCGUGUUGUGGUGAAGUAAUUGAUAAACUGAUAACAGGGAAAUUAUCAUGUAUUGCUGUAGUUAAUGAGCAUAAUAUGUUGCUCGGAAAAAUCAGCAAAAAUGAUAUUAUGCAUGAGCUUGCAAAACAUUUCAAUAAUUAUUUAGAAAUUGUCAAUGUACCUGUUAAGAAUGUUUAUCGUGUUCCACCGUUUGGUCGUCCAACUCAUACUGUCUACGAAGGAAUUGCUUUAUUGUUAUCAUCUAAUGAUCAAUGUUUAUUUAUUGUUGAUUGUAAUCAACAUGUUAUGGCUGUUGUUGCAUUUAUCGAUAUUAUGGAUUAUAUUAUGAAUUCAGGUGGUAUUUAUCAAGAAAUCAAUGUUAGCUAA
This is a messenger RNA of Cercopithifilaria johnstoni, 1398 nucleotides long. NCBI's taxonomy places the organism in Eukaryota, Metazoa, Nematoda, Chromadorea, Rhabditida, Onchocercidae. The record is from the annotation of a GenBank genome assembly.